Molecule: messenger RNA, 1912 nt
Organism: Beta vulgaris subsp. vulgaris (sugar beet)
Lineage: Eukaryota; Viridiplantae; Streptophyta; Magnoliopsida; Caryophyllales; Amaranthaceae
Product: polyadenylate-binding protein RBP47B'
Cellular component (GO): cytosol
Molecular function (GO): mRNA binding
Source: RefSeq, a predicted model, not a curated record
UCUCUUUUUCCUCCAAAUCGUCAAACAUGAAACACCCAAUCUUAUACAGGUUAUAGUCCAAUUCAUUCGAAUAGCGAACUUUACUCAAAUUCUGAAAUUGCUGAAUAAUUAAUAUAUCAAGGGGAGAAGCAAGCUUACUUAGGAAGUACGAAGAACAAUAACAAUGGCAGCUCCACACCAUCACCAACCACAAACCCUAGAAGAAGUGCGAACCCUUUGGAUUGGUGACCUUCAAAUUUGGGUCGACGAAUCAUAUAUUCACAGUUGUUUUGCUCAAACUGGCGAGGUUAUUUCUGUGAAGGUCAUACGUAACAAGAUUACUGGCCAUCCAGAGGGGUAUGGAUUUGUUGAGUUUGUUUCACAUGCUGCUGCUGAACGUGUUUUGCAAUCAUAUAAUGGAACUCCCAUGCCAGGAACUGAGCAGCCUUUCAGAUUGAAUUGGGCAUCUUUUGGGAUUGGAGAAAGGAGGCCUGAUGCAGGCCCGGAGCAUUCUAUCUUUGUGGGAGAUUUGGCACCUGAUGUUUCAGAUUAUUUGUUGCAAGAGACCUUUAGAGCUCACUAUCCCUCAGUGAGAGGAGCAAAGGUUGUAACUGAUCCAAGCACAGGUCGUUCAAAGGGUUAUGGUUUUGUUAAAUUUGCUGACGAGACGGAGAGAAACCGAGCCAUGACUGAAAUGAAUGGUCAAUAUUGUUUAUCAAGGCCAAUGCGUAUUAGUGCUGCAACUCCUAAAAAAUCACCUGGGAUCCAGCAACCUUAUGCUGUAGCUAAAGCCAUAUAUCCUACUCCAGCAUAUGUAGUGCCACCAAUUCAGCCAGUUCAACCAGUGCUAACAGAGAAUGAUCCAAAUAAUACAACAAUUUAUAUUGGUAAUUUGGACCCAAAUGUAACAGAAGAGCUGAGACAGCAUUGCUUGCCGUUUGGAGAGAUCGGUUAUGUCAAGAUCCCAGCCAGUAAGGGAUGUGGUUUUGUGCAGUUUGCAGCUAGAGCAUCUGCUGAAGAAGCUAUACAGAAGCUGCAAGGAGCUGUGAUCGGUCAGCAAGCAGUUCGUGUUUUAUGGGGCAAAAGCCCUACUGCUAAACAGGAUUCUGCUGCCUGGGGUCAGCAAGUGGAUCCAAAUCAGUGGGGUGCAUACUAUGGUUAUGGGCAAGGUUAUGAUGCCUAUGCAUAUGGUGCUGUUCAAGAUCCAUCCUUAUAUGCGUACAAUGCAUAUGCUGGUUAUGCUCAAUAUCCUCAACAUGCUGAAGGUGUUCAAGAUAUGACUGCUGCAGCCGGUGUUGCUCCAGGUAUGGAGCAGAGGGAGGACCUUUUUGAUCCCCUGGCAACACCGGAUGUUGAUAGACUUAAUGCGGCUUACCUUGCUGUCCAUGGAAGUGCAAUUCUGGGCCGUCCAAUGUGGUUAACAACCUCUUCACUUGCAAGACAAGCUUCAGCCAUUACUGGGUCGCUAUAAUUAUGUCAUUGUGGGCUGUUUUAUUCGUCAAUCUUAUCAAUUAACAAGCUGGAGGUUAUGCAAGCUCAAUCAUCAAUCAUCAGCAGCUAGCUAUUCAGGUGCUGCUACAUCGAUAUGUUGUGCCCUAGUGUUCCUAGUAUCUUUGCCAUCGGUUGCAACCAGUCUUGGUUAAAUCAAAAUUGCAAAUUUCUUUGGCAACUAGAUUGAGGUUUGAGGGUGUUACUCGUAAGCCGCGGGACACUCAGCUUGUCAAGUACAAGAUAAGCUGACAGAGUAGCUUCUUUUUUGGUUUUAGUUAUGUGAUCCAAAGACUAAAUAUAUAUCAUGAUGAGCUUAGUAUUAUUGGAACAUAGUCAGAAAUUGUGCAUAUCUCUCAAUUUUUGUAGCUCCGGUGUUUGGUACGUGAAGAAUAGAUUUAUUGUACGUUUUAAAAUGCAAAUUUAGUGAGUGAUAUUUAACUUA